AUGGAAAACGAAAUUACAUCUAUCAAUGUUGGUCUUCUUGGUGCAGCCAACAUCACACGUCUUGUGUGGGCCUCUAUUCACCGUGCAGGCCACAAAGUAACAUUAAUUGGUGUUCGCGAUCCCGAAAGAGGCGCGGCAUUUGUGCAGGAAGUCUGUGAUGAACUUAACAUUCCCAAUUCCGCAGACCACCGCCCCCGUGUAACCACAUAUGAUGAAGUGGUUUCUUCUCCCAAUGUGGAUUUGGUUUAUAUUCCCAUUCCCGUCACCACCAGAGAGGCAUGGGUGAAGAAGUGUGUGGAGAAUGGAAAACAUGUGGUGGGGGAGAAACCCCCAGCGGCCUCAGCAGAACAACUGCGAGAAUGGAUAGAAGCCCUGGACGCCAAAGAACUUCUCUACAUGGAUGGCACUAUGUUUUCACAUGGAAAACGUGUGGAACUCGUUUCCGCCGCCGCCCGCACAUUGGGUCCCAUUAAACACAUGCACUCCAAUCACUGUCUAAAUGCCCCACCCGAGUUCUUUGAAAAAGAUAUUCGCAUGGAUCCUUCCUUAGAACCCCAUGGGGCUCUUGGGGAUAUGGGUUGGUACAGUAUUCGUUACUUUCUUCACGUAAUGGACCAACACACACCAACAUCCGUUACCGGCCGUAUUAUCAAAACCGGUGGAGAAAAGGGUGCGAUUGUGCAAUUCUCCGGUGAACUCACCUUCGAGGUGGAUGGCCACACCACCAUCGCCUCUCUCUUCACCAGCUUUGAUGGGAUGGAUGAACAAACCCUCACGGUCGCUGGCACAGAGGCCGUGCUGCGAGUAAAAGAUAUGUGCCAUCCAGUGACGGGCUCUCCCGCCGCGUGGACCAUCACCCGCGAAAAGACAUCCGUGCGGGGCUGUCGAUGGGAAGUGGAACGCGAUGUGCAGCACUACUCCUCAGAGGACACCACAGAGAGUCAACGGGAUGAUAUGUGGAGGGAUGUGGGCCGCAUCAUUUAUCGAAAUGCGGCGGGGAAACUUGUGGCCCGUGAGGAGCAGCGGCGGUAUUGGUCCACACUGGCGUGGAAAACACAGGCGGUGAUGGAUAAAAUGCUCAACAGCGCCAAUGCCUUACAUGUAGUAGCGGUAUAA
Trypanosoma theileri is the source of this 1116-nucleotide messenger RNA. RefSeq names its product oxidoreductase-like protein. The record is from RefSeq and is a predicted model, not a curated record. Gene Ontology annotation, molecular function: nucleotide binding. Bases 1 to 1116 code for a protein of 371 amino acids. Lineage: Eukaryota; Euglenozoa; Kinetoplastea; Trypanosomatida; Trypanosomatidae. The transcript has a single exon.